Echinostoma caproni is the source of this 597-nucleotide messenger RNA. The record is from the annotation of a GenBank genome assembly. NCBI's taxonomy places the organism in Eukaryota, Metazoa, Platyhelminthes, Trematoda, Plagiorchiida, Echinostomatidae.
CACGGAAACGAUCAACCAGAUUUGCUUGCCCGCAUUGGUUUGUUGCACCUGAAGAAGGGUGAGGAAGCUCAAGCGUUUGAACAAAUUGGUACAGCACUGAGUUACAAACCCAAUCAUUUUCAAGCAACUUUGGCUGCUACAAGUGUGAUGAUAGCACACGGGGAUUACGAUGUGGCACUGAGUAAAUAUCGAAAUGCUCUUCGAAACGCACCCGAGGAUGCAGUCCUGUGGAAUAACAUCGGAGUGGCGUAUUUUGGAAAAAAGAAAUUGCUGUCCAGCCUAGUCUGUUUGCGGCGAGCCGCAUAUCUGGACCCAUUAAACUGGAUAAUUGCUGCCAAUCGAGGUAUUGUUGCACUUCAUACUGGUCAGUACGCAUGUGCUGCCCAAAUGCUCUAUACCAGUAUUCAUCUAAAAAGGAAUUGUGAUAAAACGAACACGGAUCGUGAUCCGUCAAAACGGCCAAAGUCAGGCGUCACGGAAGGAACUGGAUAUAGCGAGGGUAUGCUUCAUGGACUAUUGGCCUUGGCUUAUAUCGGCCUUGAAGAUCUUGAUGCGGCUCGUCAAAAUAACUUGUCUGCUUGUAAACUGGAUUCGUAA